This is a messenger RNA of Anopheles darlingi, 1050 nucleotides long. RefSeq lists its product as uncharacterized. The coding region runs from base 129 to 959 and encodes 276 amino acids. The transcript has 5 exons. The record is from RefSeq and is a predicted model, not a curated record. NCBI's taxonomy places the organism in Eukaryota, Metazoa, Arthropoda, Insecta, Diptera, Culicidae.
CGCUAGCAGUCACGUGGCCUUGCCAUUCCGUGGCAUCGAAAACUUGAGAGCAAGUCUCGUUCUUUGAGUGAUUCUGGUCUGGUCUGGUCGUCUAUCAACCGUCGGUUGUGCUGGAACAAUCCACGCGAAUGGCUCCAUCAAUGCGCCUAGCGCGCGUCUCGGUUAAGGUGCAGGGUGUUGCCCUCUGCCUGUUGCUGUUAUGUUUGCUCCAGAACACCGUAGUGCAUUCUAGUGAGAACGCUCUAUCGGCGCCGGUGGAACAGGAACGGGACGACGUGAUGGAGAAUGUCGAGCCAGCACCGAUCGAACAAACCGAAGGUCUACAUCUCGAGGCACGCAUGGCUCUUCCAGAUCCCGAACCAAGGGCCCCGCAUGUGGAGAAGGACCAAAUGAUAGGAGUGCUUGUUAAUAAGGAAGGCGCUCUAGUUCCAGUGUAUCCGACCAACCGAUCCGCACUGACAAAGAGCAAACGAUACCAACUUCAUUUGCUAGACAUUUCGCUAAUGUCUGCGACAGUCAGUUUUGGCAAUGGCUCCUAUCCGGACCACUACCCGAAGGACAGGAUCCUGAAGGCACUGCACAAAGCGGGCGCCGGUUACGAGAAUGUGUUUGCGAAGGUAAUCGAUCUGGGUAAACUGAGGGAACGUAUAGACUCACCGAACGAUGGGUAUAUGUGCUCAUCGGCGCUUACUCACGCGUAUCCUACCUACGAUCCCGUGACGGAUGUGUACAUCGUGAACGUGGAAGGCUUCUACCAGGGCAUCAGCUUCGAUGUGUGCAACGAGGUUGGCGCACUGUGCAGCAAAACCUGCCAUACCGAGGCGGAGCGGUUUGUUUGCGACCAAAACUAUGGCACUAUGGAGGUCGUUAUCGCACGGGAAAAGAGGAAAGGUGGCGACAUGGAGUUAAGUCUCGCGCGGAUGAGCUACCCUUCCAGCUGCAAGUGCCGACGCUUGUAACCGAGAGAUGAAAACGGCGAACGACAACAGAGGCUAGCUGCAACUGCAUCUCCGCUGGACUGGACUGGACCACGGCGAGUUAGAGGAAAUA